This is a messenger RNA of Penicillium soppii, 1194 nucleotides long. Its product is annotated as O-methyltransferase. The coding region runs from base 1 to 1194 and encodes 397 amino acids. The transcript has 2 exons. The record is from RefSeq and is a predicted model, not a curated record. Lineage: Eukaryota; Fungi; Ascomycota; Eurotiomycetes; Eurotiales; Aspergillaceae. Gene Ontology annotation, molecular function: O-methyltransferase activity.
AUGGCGCCCCCAACCCCAUCGGAGAUUCUGAAUGGAAUUGCCGCGGCCCGCAUCGCAUUUGACAAAAAUGAGGCGGGGUCAAGAGAAGCUCUGAUUGACUACAGUCGCGCGCUCAUCGCAGCACUGGAGAUUCCAAGCGAGUUUGUACAGCGUACCUUCUGGGCAGAACCUGCUCAAUCCGCCACCAUCCGUGUCGCCGUUGAUGUUAAACUUUUCCAACAUCUUCAGGAAGCAGGGUCCUCGGGACUUAGCCCAGCCGCUUUGUCUGAGAAGACCGGGAUCGAUGUCGUUCUCCUCCAACGACUAACCCGACAUCUUGCUUCCAUGAACCUUAUCAUUCUCCAUGACGGCGCAUUCUUUGCGACGGGUUUAAGCAAUGGACUGGCAGCAGAGAACUAUCAACAUAGCAUCUCUUUCUGCUAUGAUGUGUCCCGUCCUUCCUUCAAUGGAUUUCCAGAACAUUUCAAAAAGAAUGGAUACAAGCCUCCAACUCUCAGUGGAAUAGACGGCCCCUUUCAAUUCGCGCAUAACUCAGAGUUACCAUUCUUCGAUUGGCUCGUUGCGACGCCUCCACAUCUAGAUUAUUUCAGCUCCUUCAUGAGCGCAUACCGUGCCGGCAAGCCAGACUGGUUCGACUUCUAUCCGGUGCAAGAGCGGAUGAUUGAAGGUUUUGACUGUACCGCCGGUAACGCUCUCUUGGUUGACGUCGGUGGUGGCCGGGGUCAUGAUGUCGCGACUUUCGUUUCAAAAUACAAGUCUCACCCGGGCAAGAUCAUCCUUCAGGAUCGCGAGCCCGUCAUUGCCGAUAUGCUCGCUGGCGGGGCUGAGCAAGGCUUUGAGGCGCAAGCCCAUGAUUUUUUCACGCCUCAGCCCAUCACGGGUGCUCGUGCUUACUCACUUCACUCCAUUAUGCAUGAUUGGGGCGACGAUGAGAGCGUCAAGAUCAUUGAGAACCUUGUCCCUGCACUCAAGAGGGGCUACUCGCGCGUGCUGUUCAAUGAGAUUGUUGUUAGCGAAGAGAAGCCCACACUGGCCGCAACAAACAUGGAUAUGAUGAUGCUGGCUCACUUGAAUGUCCGCGAGAGAACAGAAGCUGAAUGGAUAAGCUUACUUGCUAAGGGAGGGUUAAAGGUAGUCGAGAUUCACACGUACCCAGGUGUUGCAGAAAGUUUAAUUGAGGCGGAGUUGGCCUAG